Penicillium odoratum is the source of this 429-nucleotide messenger RNA. RefSeq lists its product as uncharacterized. Bases 1 to 429 code for a protein of 142 amino acids. The transcript is spliced from 2 exons. The record is from RefSeq and is a predicted model, not a curated record. NCBI's taxonomy places the organism in Eukaryota, Fungi, Ascomycota, Eurotiomycetes, Eurotiales, Aspergillaceae.
AUGUCUGACGCUACCUUCCACACCACCAAGGAGCAACUCCGCAAAGAAGAAUCCAAGGUUUCCAAGAGCCAUGGUGGCGUUGUCCCUGCCGACUCUGAUGUUUCCAUCAUGAAGUCCAUCAUCGACGAAAACACGAACAAGCCUCAGCAGAUUGACGAAGCCAAGUCCAACCUGCCUCUGCCUGAGCAGCCCCCAGUUGCCAGUGACUGGCAAUCCGCCGAUCAGCGUACCGUGAACGUCGGUUCUGGCGGUGUCUCAGGUCCUAUUUCUCACGACCCUAACAGCGGUCUGGAGGGUUCAACAACUGCUCAGAGCAGUGCUCGUGUUGACGGGGCCACAUUGCACCAGCAGACUGCCCCUGUUAAUGCUGGUCGCCAGGCUGUUGAAGGCCUUGACCACUUGCCUUCCGACGCCCGUUCUCGCAAAUGA